CCCCUAGCACUCCACUUCUGAUAAACUUUAACACGGCGCUUAGUUUUCUUGCAUUCACAGACAGCUGACUGUAAGGAGAAUGACAUGGUUUCAUUUUAAGCUCAGACUGCGCACAGAUAGUAAACAUGAUUCCUUUCUUGAGCCAUACAAUUCUGGAUGCUAGACGUCCGACAAUGUCCUAGCAUGGAUGCUGCACAGCUGCUACCCUGCUGCUGCCUGCUAUUAGCCCUCGCAGACGGCUUAAUAGCCAGCAGAAUCUGCCCGGACCUCAUCACUGACAGCUGUCUGUGCACUGCCGAGCGCUCCAAAGGACUCCGGAGGCAGAAAGUCAUCCACAUCAGAGUGGUGUGCAAUGGAGGGGACUUAGUGGAAGUUUUACAGCCUGUUUUAUUGCCUAACAAAACAGUCACCCUACUUCUCAGUAACAACAAGAUCUCGUUGGUGAAGAACAAAUCUUUUCUCGGAUUAAACUCGCUUGAGAAACUAGAUCUGAAGAAUAACUUGAUUAGUACCAUCGAGCCUGAAGCAUUUUAUGGGCUAUCUGAACUGAGGCGCCUUGACUUAUCAAAUAAUCGAAUUGGCUGUUUAACCUCAGAAAUGUUCAUAGGACUCAAUAAUCUACAUAAACUAAACUUAUCUGGCAACAUUUUCUCAACACUUCCACCUGGACUUUUCCAAGAGCUUUUGUCUUUAAAAUCUGUAUGUUUCAAUUCGGAGUCACUCAUCUGUGACUGUAAUCUUAAGUGGAUCUUACACUGGGCAGAGAAUGCUUCAGUUCACAUCGGUGAGGAAACGCUUUGCGCCUACCCCAGUGCUGUCCGAGGCCUGCCAUUCCGUAGUAUGAAAGAUAAACAGUUAACCUGCGAUGGACCCCUGGAAAUCCCUCUAUUUCAUAUGAUCCCAUCUCAGAAACAGAUUGUUUUUAACGGAGACCGCCUACCAUUUCAUUGCACUGCAACAUACAUCACAGAACACACCCAAAUCCAUUGGCUACAUGAUAGACAACUGGUGGAAACCGAUGAGGAACGUGGAAUAUAUGUGGAAGAGAGUAUAGUACAUGACUGCUGCUUAAUUACACGUGAUCUGAUCUUGGCAAGCGUGGACAUGGACGACAAUGGUGACUGGGAAUGUCAAGUGAACACAACGUAUGGAAGUAUCACUAAAAAAACUGAGAUCAUAGUUCUGGAAAUUGGUACACCGUACUGUCCUGCCGAAAGAAUAGCGAAUAACAAAGGGGAAUUCAGGUGGCCUAAAACACUAGCAGGUGUGACGGCUGUCUACCCGUGUGCGCAGAUUGCAUUUAGCUCCUUGCUACACCAGGGAAGAAGAUCAGAGCAGCAAGCUUGGCGUAAGUGUCACCGGACAGGACAAUGGGCAGAAGAAGAUUAUUCCAAUUGUCCUUAUUUUCAUGAAGUAACCAGACUUCUUCACGAUUUUAGUCUGAUGCCGGUAAAUGUCACCAACGUCCUUGAAUACGCUCGACAAUUAAUGGCAUACACCGGAGGAGCAUCUGAUUUUGCAGAUAAGAUGGAUGUCGUGUUCAUAGUGGAUAUGAUGGAAAAGAUGAUACCAUUCUUGGACCAAAUCAAACAUCUUGGAGACACAAUGGUUGAAAUUGCAAGUAAUACUAUGCUAAUAGAUGAUCACGUUCUUUGGAUGGCCCAGAAAGAAUCGAAGGCUUGCACGCGGAUUGUGCAAUGUCUACAACACAUAUCAAGCUUCUCCCUGAACAAACAUUCAAAGGUUUCCCUUAAUAUUGCACUGGAGGCUGUCAUAAUCAGACCAGCGAGCUUCAUUGGCAUGACUUGCGUAGCCUUCCACAAAACAUCUGCAGACUCAGAGACAUCAUUGAUCCAAGAUAAUAUAGAUGCAAAGACAGAAAGUGCUCAGAAUUUAAUUGUCAAAUGCAACUCUGGUCAUCUCAGCGGCUCACUGCUAAAUUGGCCUACUAAAAAUACUGUAGCCGUCGCUUCCAUUCACUUGCCACAGUCUGUCUUUGCACAGUCUCCUUCCUUGCAAUCUGUUGAUAACUCCACAAGCAAUCUACAGCUUAUCGUCUUUCGGAAUGGGAAACUCUUUCCUAGCACUGAGAACUCAUCGUAUCUUGCAGAUGAUGGUAGACACCGUUUGGUUGCAACGCCAGCUGUGUUUUAUAAAAUAGAUGGGUGCAAUUUGGGAAACCCCAGCAGUCCAGUGACAGUAGCCCUAAGACACUAUACAAAAGGCACAGACCCUAUAGCUGCUUACUGGGACUUCAACCGCUUUGGUGGAUAUGGGGGCUGGCAUGGAGAAGGUUGCCACAUCAUCUCUUCUGUAGCCAAUUUUACCACUUUUCAGUGUUCAUACUUUGGUAACUUUGCAGUGCUAAUGGAUUUGAAGACUGUGCUGUCUUUGCCGCAGUACCCAGGGGACUUCUUACACCCUGUGGUUUAUGCAUGCACUGCCGUAAUGUUGUUGUGCCUGCUUGCUUCCAUUAUCACCUACAUUGUGCAUCACAGUACUAUUCGGAUCAGCAGAAAAGGAUGGCAUAUGUUACUUAAUUUCUGUUUUCAUACUGCGCUAACGUUCACUGUGUUUGCUGGAGGAAUCAACCGAACAAGUUAUCCAAUAAUAUGUCAAUCCGUCGGUAUCGUGUUACAUUACUGCAGUCUAUGUACGGUGUUGUGGAUUGGCGUAACUGCAAGGAAUAUCUACAAGCAAGUGACAAGAAAAGCACCACAAUGUCCGAACCCUGACCAGCCUCAAUUUCCAAAGCAACCUAUGCUCAGGUUCUAUCUGAUUGCUGGAGGGGUUCCUUUCAUCAUAUGUGGAAUAACUGCAGCAACAAACUUAAAAAAUUAUGGAAAUGAAAACAAUACGCAAUACUGUUGGAUGGCCUGGGAACCCAGCCUUGGUGCUUUCUAUGGCCCAGUUGCAUUUAUUGUACUCGUCACUUGCAUAUACUUUCUCUGCACCUAUGUGCAGCUGAAGCGUCACCCUGAACGCAAGUAUGAAUUGAAGGAGAGAACAGAGGAGCAGCAGAGGUUGUCCGGUGCUGAAAUGGGGCACAGCCAUAUAGCCGAUGUUGGACCUGUUGCCCAGGCAACUUGCUCUUUGAUGUCAGCUUCUCUGCUGGAAAAUGAACAUUCAUUUAAAGCUCAGUUAAGAGCAACCGCGUUCACCCUUUUCCUGUUUACUGCAACCUGGACUUUCGGUGCCCUUGCUGUCUCCCAAGGUCCCUUCCUGGAUAUGAUAUUUAGCUGCCUCUAUGGUGCAUUUUGUGUAACUCUAGGGCUCUUUACAUUGAUCCAUCACUGUGCAAAGAGGGAUGAUGUUUGGCAUUGCUGGUGGUCGUGUUGCCCCUCGAAAAGAAAUGCAUAUGCCUCGCAGGCUAGUGCCCGCCAAAAAGUUAACAUUAAUGGAGAGGCUCAAGUGCACACAACGUGUAUUCAGGACUCACCAUGUCCUAAUAAAUCACCUUUAUAUAACCACCCAUCCGUAGGACAUUGCAAACUGACUAAUUUACAAGCCGUCCAAAGUCAUGUAAACUGCCUUUCACCGGUCACACCAUGCUGUGCAAAGAUUCACUGUGAACAAUUAAUGGAGGACGAGGGACACAUACACGUACACAAUGAAAGUGCUUUUAGGCCCAACAUGCAUGUACACAGGUGUCUGAAAAGCAGAACUAAACCCCGUUACUUCAGCCGGCACAGAUCAGCUGCGGAGAGAGAAUAUGCUUAUCACAUUCCUUCUAGCAUUGAUGGAAGUAUCCAUAGUUCACACACAGACAGUCCACACAGUACCCACGAGGGCCCGACCGGCCACAGGAGAGGCUGCUGUGCAGGGAGUGACCCUUAUCCUACUAUCAACCAGCCAGAAAGCAGUGAAGCAAGUACUGCAAUAUUUAGCUGUAGUAAAAUGCCAGAAAGUGACACUGUGCACCAUACAGCUCAUUUUGAGAUGCACCCAAGGAGACAAUCAUAUCCAUUUAAUACAACAAAUCCUAAUGGGAUUCUGAAAGGAAACAUGCACGAAGCCAUGAUCUAUAGCUCAGAUAGUACAGGAAAUAUCAAAACCGGCCCUUGGAAAAAUGAAACUACUGUGUAGUUAGUUAAUGGGUUCGGUGAAUUUGUCUUUCCACCCUGAUAAACAUGAUGCUAUGUUUUUAAUUUCACUUGUUAAAUGUUCGUGCAGCACACUAUUACAUUGAAUCGAUGUACAAUGCUUCGUUCUGUAUCUCUCUUUUUUCUUUUUUUUACAAACAAAUUAUAAAAUGAAUCAAGUGGUAAUCAAAGAGAUGUAUUUAAAGAGGUUUAAUAAUUAAGUCUAUUUUGCAAAUUAACAUGAAUGUGAGAUUGAUCGAAGAGGCAAUACUCUAAAUCUUUAAUGCCAUUAUUUUUGUAAAAGGAUGUGUCCAUGCCCUCUUUAGGAUAGUGGUGGACACUUGGUAGAAUGCUCGAUGGUGGAAAUCCCUCCUGUCAAAUUCUACAAAUAUUUUAUUUUUAAAUAUCUCCUGAGGACACAUGUUAAAUAUUUAUAAGGUAUCAAUUAAAACAUAACCUCUAACCUUCCAUCAUCCUCAGAAGAUGACCUGACAGUAGGGGGUUAUUUUUAUUAGUGGGCUACAGGUUAUGCCCAUAUUAAGUAUAAUAAAAUACCAAUGAACGUGUACGAUACAGGCACAAUUUUACAAGUGAUACAAAAUAUGGAAAUAUAUUGUAUCUGCAAAGAUACGGUUCUCCAGCUUCUGUGGGCCAUCAUUGACAUGACUACCAGUCAUUAUUAUAGUAGUCUACAGCACCUGGAGUCCCAUAUUUUGAGCGGUUGUGAUUUCACCAAUAAUCUGUUCUCUGAUUAUGCAAUGGUACAGAGUAAAUAUAGUAUCAAGGUAUUUAAUCUGCACAACAUAGCAGUAAUGUGAAGUAAUUAAGGAUUAAAUAAUUUCUCAGUUCUACCCCUUUAUAAGGUGACAUUGCCUCGGGAUGGUUGCCAUGAGUUCUUCAGAAAUGUGUCAAGUCUGCUCAAUGUGAAUCUCUUUCCAUGUUGGAGAGAAGUGAUAAUUAAUGUCUCCUUUUACAUCUGCUGUGUUGUAUUGAUUGUGUUUUGCAUGACGCAAUUCAGGGUAUUACCAUUUUGUUGAGUUUUUUUUUUUUAUGUUAUAUGUUUAAAUUGCAGUAUUGUUAAAGGCUGUGAAAAAAAAUUCAUGUGAGUUAUUAAUCUAGAACAUUAAGACUCAACAGAAACUCACCUCUGCACUAGUUUAAGUGGCACAAUCCUUCCUAUGAGAUUUUAAAACUUUGAUUAACGUUCACUCAUAUGUCUUUUGCGAAGCAUGCAGUACCCAUUGUAUGUAACACCGUGCAGUGUUCUAGCAACUGUCUAAAUGAGUUUUCCACAACGUUGUAAAGUUUGCCUUUGGACCCGUGAGUUGAUCUUGCUGAACUUUCAUCCACAGUUCGAAUUGUGCUGGUUUCUCAUUAACUCUUUGAGGACUACAGUCAUGAUUUUUUUUCUUAUAUGAGUAAAUUGAAAUGAUUAUUAUUAAUGCAAAACUAUUCACACGACUUUAAAGAGUGUAAACAGGAUUUGCACAGUCUCUUGACUUCAUAAACUUUAAUACAUAUAACAUAUAUUUAUUUAUAUACUCACAAUAAAUAUGCUUUGGAUA
Messenger RNA from Pelobates fuscus (common spadefoot toad), 5647 nucleotides. It is a transcript of the gene ADGRA1, whose product is annotated as adhesion G protein-coupled receptor A1. Gene Ontology annotation, cellular component: glutamatergic synapse; plasma membrane; postsynaptic density. The coding region runs from base 157 to 4086 and encodes 1309 amino acids. The transcript is spliced from 19 exons. Lineage: Eukaryota; Metazoa; Chordata; Amphibia; Anura; Pelobatidae. Gene Ontology annotation, biological process: G protein-coupled receptor signaling pathway; cell surface receptor signaling pathway. Gene Ontology annotation, molecular function: G protein-coupled receptor activity; protein binding. The record is from RefSeq and is a predicted model, not a curated record.